Molecule: messenger RNA, 1248 nt
Organism: Pseudogymnoascus verrucosus
Lineage: Eukaryota; Fungi; Ascomycota; Leotiomycetes; Thelebolales; Thelebolaceae
Exons: 1
Coding region: 139-1128 (329 amino acids)
Biological process (GO): canonical NF-kappaB signal transduction
Source: RefSeq, a predicted model, not a curated record
CAACAGCUACCCAAGUCACAGCUUCACUCGCAAUUCAGCAGCCCUACUGAAUCAUUAUCGGCAGUCCUUGCGAUGAUGUGCAGUACGAGCACCAACUAAACAAUCACGGGCGAGCUGCAAGCCAGCCGCGACACAAGCAUGGAGCCUAUGGAUGUCGACGACGGCGACAGGCGGGGUAGGUCUGAGACUCGCGAUGGUGCCGAGGAGAAGGGCAAGGAGAAUGAAGACGAGCUGGGCAAGACGCAGCGGUCGAGAUUUAGAUUCAAAUCCGCGAAGAGGAAACCGGAUCAUCGCGGCCAUGAUAGAGAUAGACACAGACAUCUCCAGAGUACCCAUCGCUCAAAGCGUCAGCGAUCCGAGCCUCCGGACGAGCCGAGCCUGCGCGAUGAGUCGCAACUCCCCAAUACCUCGUCUGGGGAAUACCUUGAUCCCGAUGCGCUGUUCCGCGAGAGUCUUUUCGAUGCCAUGGCCGAUGAUGAGGGGGCGCAGUUCUGGGAGGGGGUGUAUGGACAGCCGAUUCCGAAGAUCGAUCCGGUGAAGAUGGAUGUUGAGACGGGGAAGCUGGAGGCGAUGACGGAUGAUGAGUAUGCGGCUCAUAUACGUGCGGAGAUGUACAAGAAGACGCAUCAGCAUUUGAUUGAGGAGAAGGAGAGGAGGGAUAAGGCUAAGAAGGAGCAGGCGAAGAGGGACCAGGCUAGGGCGGCGGAGGAGGCGUUCCAGAGGCAGGUCGAGGAGAGUUUGGCGAGGGGGAAGGAGAGGAAGGAUAAGGCUGGGUGGACGCAGAAGUGGAGUCAGAAAUGGACUGCGUAUCAGGAGUUAUGGGAGGCGUUUCGGGCGAGUACCAGCGGCGAUUCGGAGAUUCCGUGGCCGGUUUGGAGUGGGAAGGUGGAGGAUUUGGGGAAGGAUGAGGUGGAAUCGUUUUUCUUGAAUGGGCCCACGGCGGGGAAACCGGACCAGGCGGAUUUAGUGAAGACGCUAAAGUUGGAGAGAGUUAGAUGGCAUCCGGAUAAGAUUCAGCAAAAACUGGGUGGACAUGGCGUCGAUGAGGCAAAGAUGCAGGGAGUCACGCAGGUCUUUCAGAUCGUGGACAGGAUGUGGAAUGAAAUGAAAAGCAGCGGCGAUAGAUAGAACGCGGGGCGUUUGCUCACGCACAUGGCGACGGAGUUUUUAACGAAAAUGGGGUGGAAAUUUCGUAGUCACGAUUCACGACUGGGUAUAUCUUUGAGCAUAACUAUGAUAGUAGAGCGG